Messenger RNA from Ooceraea biroi (clonal raider ant), 5628 nucleotides. RefSeq names its product HECT and RLD domain containing E3 ubiquitin ligase 4 (gene Herc4). Gene Ontology annotation, cellular component: cytoplasm. The record is from RefSeq and is a predicted model, not a curated record. Lineage: Eukaryota; Metazoa; Arthropoda; Insecta; Hymenoptera; Formicidae. Gene Ontology annotation, biological process: ubiquitin-dependent protein catabolic process; protein ubiquitination. Gene Ontology annotation, molecular function: ubiquitin protein ligase activity.
UAACCGUACCCCAGAUCAUGUUUCAGAGGGUACGCUAUACCCCUAAAACAGCACCGUUCCUGACCUUCCGUACGUACGUUCCUGUGUCGUGGCUUUGUAACUGCCGCGAGUCGCGCGAGUCAGGGGCCGAUGGAACCGUCGAAGACGAUUUGCACGUAUGGUAUCGCGUUGUAUGUACGCUAGACCUGCGGUGGUACGUUAUGCCCGAUCGUUAAAAGAGCCGAACGUGUGGUAUCGAUACUUGCACCGUGUCGCCGACUGGUCCGUAUCAUUCUGUUUCUGGAAUAAACGGAUGGACGAACCAAUAAGUGGAAAAUGUAAGUGAAACAUCGCAGCGACGAAACGAAUUGGAUUAUUCCAUCGUUACCGCCGCUGUGCUACGUCAAACCUGAUGUUGCAUCGCCUAUCUACCAUCUCGCUCGCUCGCUCGGUCGUUCGGUUCAUUCGUCGCGAACGUUCCGCGAGUGGAGCUGCGUUGUGCGUUAAAACGACGCGAUAACCUAGCAAUGCGGCGACUUUCAGGUACAAUGACAAUUUAAACUGGCCUUCGGGUCAGCGAAUAUUUGUUUGCAGCUUCCGUCGUCCCCUUUCUGCCUUAUAUUCGUGACCAAGCGUACGCAGAUUUCGGAUUGUAAUUUUGCUCUUUUUAUUUUCCGAUUGUAUGUAUACAUCGCGGUUUCGAUGUACUCUUGAAUAAUUACCUCGUGAAUAAGAAAUGGUUCGGAUCGUUAACUGAAGGUUACGUAUCGUGAUAUUUAAGGCUCGAUAUCGCUGAAAGUGCCGUGACAGUGUCGUUCGUCGGGCAGAAAAAUGCUAGUCGUCGCUUCGUGUCAUUUGCGCAAUGUCAUUCCGAGUUCUCGAACGAUCGGAGCGAUUAUGAACAAUCGAACUCGCGCGUGUCGUCGUUGUGAAGUCGAAGUCGCUUCAUCGCAAUUAAUAACGCGUUAGAAAAAGAAGAAAAUGUAAAAAGAAAAGUGUCAAAAGGAACAGAGGAGAUUUACUCAUCUUGUUUUUCUAACAUCUUUCGAAUUUUCGGAUCAUCUCAACAAUGGCGGAAGGCGGAAGGCUCAUUUCGGAAAAUUCGAACAGUUAACGGGUCAACAGUGUCGCCGAGUACGCAGGAAAGAUAUUCGAGUUAACCUCUUGACCUACGCAACGCGCAUGGGCCACCUUGUAAUCUCUUCUAUUUUCCUUUUUUUCGCAUUCCGCGCCACGUUGUUCGCAGAAGUAACGGAACGAGCACGUCGUGCGUUGCGCAACUUGAAAUCACAAAAGAAAGGUCAGUAGAAAAGAAAUGCUCCAUCGAUCAGUUGUCAGAAGAAAAACAGUUCAAAUUCACGUGGAUGAUGUUUGGCUGGGGUAGUACCAUCCAUGGUGAGUUGGGACUGGGCGGUAUCGAGGCUGAGAAUAUCUUCAUGCCUCGGGCAGUGGAAUUUACGGAAACAGAGAACAUUGAGCAAAAAGGUCGAAAUUGUAGUUUCAUGCGGAGAGAAUCAUACGGUGAUCGUUACCAAGGAUGGGCGCGUUUAUUCCUGCGGUAACAACGAUUACGGACAGCUCGGCCACGAGAAGACGAGGAAGAGAUUCCAAUUGGUAUCUGGCCUGGAGGCGUUUGUGUUCAAAAUGGUAGCGUGUGGUUUUUGCCACACUUUGGGGAUAAAUGAGUGGGGACAACUCUUCAGCUGGGGUUCUAACGGAAAGGGUCAAUUAGGUUUAAAUAGCACUGAUUCCAUAGAGCGUGUGCCGCAUAUGAUAAAAACGCUAGCUACAAAGACAGUAGUGCAAGUGGCGUGUGGCGUCGAGCACUCUGUCGCUCUGACCAACGACGGCGAGGUGUACAGUUGGGGUAGCAACAUGGACGGGCAGUUGGGAUUAGGGAGCAAUGUAGGUUGCGAGUUAAAGCCCACGAGGAUUCCGGCUCUGGCUGCUGUACCGAUUGUGUUUAUUGCGUGUGGCGGACACCACACAAUAGCCAUAUCGAAAUCAGGAGUGGUGUAUGCGUGGGGGCUAAACACCUUCGGGCAAUUGGGAUUGAAUGAUGACAUUAACAGAAGCGGACCCUUUCAACUGCCCACCCUGAGAAACGCAAAAGUGUGCUAUGCAGCAUGCGGCGAAGAGUUCUCCGUAUUUCUGACGAUAGACGGUGGAGUGUUCACUUGCGGCGCUGGCAUGUACGGCCAGUUGGGUCACGGGACUAAUACCACCGAGAUCUUACCGCGACAAGUUAUGGAACUGAUGGGUAGCACGGUGACACAAAUAUGUUGUGGCAAAAAGCAUACGUUGGCAUUGGUGCCAUCGAGAGGUAGAGUUUACGCGUGGGGUCUAGGUGGUGUCGGACAGUUGGGUAAUCGCAUCGCACAGAGCGCUACAACCCCGCAAGUCGUGCUUGGCCCAUGGGCCUCGCCGAGCGGAUCAUCGGCCGUGCUCGAUCCGUACUACAGUCCUCAACUUGACUGCGUUGUCAAGCAUAUCUACUGCGGCGGCGAUCACUGUCUCGCCACAGUUACCUCGAGAAAAGAUAAUAUAGAGCCAGAUGACUGUAGAAUAUUAGGGCCAUCCUACCAAGUUCUCACGGUGACGGAGGAGAAGCUGAUCGAGUGUCAAAAGAUUCCACCAGGCAUGCAAGUUAAUCAUGAAUUAAUGACAUAUAUAGAGACUGUGUUCAGGAGCCAAGCGUGUAUAAACGCGUCCUUCUUACUCGCUAACGACCAGCACUACGGAUGCUCAAGUAAGAACCACGGUAUCGAUAUCGAAUGCGCGAUUAAGUUGUUCGGGAUCAUCGCGGAACUCGAGAACAACACGAUUCAGGAACUGAUAUUUACGUGCAUAACCGAAAGCUUGAUACCAACGUUUGCCGUAUCGCCGCCCGACGUGGAAACCCUGAGAGUGUACGUAACGUUGCCAUUGUAUCACGGGUUCGCGAAUCUGUCCAACUACAAAUGUCUACAGGCACCGUUCUGUAAGGCGUUGGUGUCUCUAAAGGAGGAAUCGCGUCAGACCGUGAGUCAGUGGUGGGGCAACACCUCGAAGUAUUACUUCGAGAGACUAGUGAGGAUUUAUAAGACAGUGAUGCUGCAAUUCCUGAAAGAAUCGACAGUGAACAAGCGCAUUACAUGGAACGAAAACCUGAGGUACGUUCUAGAAAUGUUGUCCAUUUUAAACAAGCGAAACAAUGCGGACGAUCGGAUAGUACCUCACGAGACCUUUUACAUGCCUGAAAUAACGGAAUACAUAGACAUUCAUCACGAUUAUCUCAACUGGCUGAUGGACGAGCUAUAUUACCGUAAAAUAUACCUCUGUAACUAUGCUUUCAUAUUUGACGUCGAGGCGAAAACCACGCUACUUCAACUGGAUCAAAGUUUACAGAUGCGGGGCGCAAUGCAAGAAGCGGCAACGCGCGCAGUUAGGGAGAUGUUGUCCGGUGUGGGCAACCUGUUCGUCGCCCAUAACAGUCAAUUUUUAACCCUGCUCGUAUCGCGAGAAGACAUCGUCGCGAAUACCCUAGCUCAGCUGCCCCACUACAAUUCGAGCGACCUGAAAAAGCCGCUUCGAGUCAAGUUCAACGGCGAGGAAGCCGAGGACGUGGGCGGCGUGAAGAAGGAAUUCUUCAUGCUCCUCUGGCGGGAACUGCUCGACCCUAAAUAUGGCAUGUUCAAGGAGUACGAGGAGAGCAGGAAGCUGUGGUUCAAUUCUGACUCAUUAGAGGACACGGACAUGUUCACCCUGAUCGGCAUACUUUGCGGUUUGGCUAUCUACAAUGCAACAAUAAUAAACUUGCCUUUUCCAAAGGCCUUGUAUAAGAAGCUGUUGAACGAAGCGAUCGACCUGAGCGACAUGGAGGAUUUGUCACCGAUAAUGGCCAAGAGUAUGGAAAGUAUACUCAACUACAACAAGCCGGACUUCGAGGUAGUGUUCUGCUUGAAUUUCGAGAUAGUCAGAGACGUAUUUGGUGAGCAAAAAAUUUACGAACUGAUACCUGGCGGUAGCAAGAUUCCGGUCGCGUUAAAGAACAAGCAACAGUACGUGGACCUCUACGUCGACUACAUAUUCAACAAAUCGGUGGAGUUGCAGUACAAAGCGUUCGACGACGGCUUCCACAAGGUAUGCGGCGGCAGAUUGUUGCAGCUGUUUCACAGUCACGAGUUGAUGUCGCUGAUGGUUGGCAAUGAGAAUUACGAUUGGAAGCAGCUGGAGAUGAACACCACUUAUAAGGACGAUUACUUCAAAGAGCAUCCGACUAUUGUACUCUUCUGGCAGGUAUUUCACGAAUUACCGCUGGAGGAAAAGAAGAAGUUCCUGCUCUUCCUGACGGGCACCGAUAGAAUACCUAUUCAAGGCAUGAAAGUUAUCAAGAUAACGAUACAGCCAAUGAGCGACGAACGUUUCUUGCCAGCUGCACAUACCUGCUUCAAUCUGCUCGAUCUGCCGCGUUACAAGACGCGCGAGAGAUUGAAGUACAAGCUGUUGCAAGCUAUUCAACACAAUGAAGGGUUUUCGCUUGUGUGACAGCUCAAUGUGCUACAAAGCCUCCUUCUUGACUACCUGCCUGCGAUUUUUACGCGCUCUCUAUUUGCGUACCGCUUCAUUCACAAAUUUUGACGAGAGACGAAUGUUUAUGUGACUUCGUCGUGCGGAAUCGAUCCGUGCGAGGAUGCGUUGCCUCACUUUUCUGAUAUCUAGUCACAGAUCAGUAAAGCGAAUCUUACGUUGUCGGAUACCAGCUCAGACCAAGCCUAACACAAGCUCAAACGGGACGCAAGGAAAUCGAAAAAGGAGGAAAAACAUUUUUUCAUUGCGUUAAGAAUAAGAGUUCGAUCUUCUUGCCGAGAUUUGAGCGGAAAUAUUUUAUGCAAUGCCUCAUCACAAUUAAUGCAAAUUGGACUGACACAUUUUGACAUCGUUGCUUCAUCGAAGUAGACUGCAGAAAAUUUCAUGACGGAACUGAUUGAGUUUCAUUGCAACGUGAAAAUCGGAAUCGCAUAUCAUUUUUAUUAUUGUAUAUGGAACGUUUUGAUUAAUCUGUAUGUCUUUAAUUACAAAGAGAGUCUAAUAAUUCGCGCUGGUGGAAAUGAUCGGUUGAGCGGUUGAGGAAACGCGUCUGAUUAUUUCUGGGAGAAAAUGCUUGGAGUUUUAUUUGAGUCAAGGUGACACGAUACUCAGGGAAAGAUAUUUAACAGUAUGAUUCGAUUUUUUUUAGCGCAAUAAAUUCACUACUUUUCGGGAACAUAUUCAAUAUUUAAUUCGAUAUCUGUGCAGUGCGUUGUUCAUUCAAAAGUAUAUUUUGAGCUUGCUGUGAAACACGAAGGAUGGAUAUUGAAAAUACAUUAUGUUUAAAUGAAUGUUUGAAAACUGAGCGUUAGACAUGCAGACGUAACUUGAUACUUGCGGCUAAAUACAUGCACCGUAAAUAAAGCAUUUAUUUAUUACGGCCAGAAUUUAUAUUUAUGUUUUUAUGAUACGAGGUUUUUGAUAGGUGCAAGUUUUUAGGUGAUUCGAGACGACAUGUGACAUUGAGCUGUCUUCAUUUGUGAUGUUGAAUGUUUGAAACUUGAUAUGAAAUAUUUUGUAAAUUGUUAAUACUUAGAUGCGUCUUAUAUGAUAAAUGAGAAAAUAAAAUUAUCAUUACCU